Mytilus trossulus (common blue mussel) is the source of this 1476-nucleotide messenger RNA. RefSeq lists its product as uncharacterized. The coding region runs from base 12 to 1433 and encodes 473 amino acids. The transcript has 3 exons. The record is from RefSeq and is a predicted model, not a curated record. NCBI's taxonomy places the organism in Eukaryota, Metazoa, Mollusca, Bivalvia, Mytilida, Mytilidae.
UUAUAGGUGUAAUGGCAGAAAGUGAAGCACAAUUUGAAACCUUUAUUCCAGCAGGAGGCUAUGUGAUGAUUUUAAUAGCAACAUUGAUUGGUCUAGCUAUUAUAGGCGCUUUGAUCUUCGUUAUUAUCCAGGGAAGGAGGGCAAAAUCUCCAAUAUCUAGAUGCCCUGAGAGCUCAACCAGUGGACCAAAACCUUCAGCUCUUGACUUCAACAAAACCAUGGCAUUUACUAGAGUAUCACUGAAGGAUGACAGGAUCGAUACAGUGGACAUUGAAAAUGAUACGGAACCAAAGACAAAAGAGGAAACAGAAACAAAAAAGGAGAGAGGAACAGCAGACGACAACGGACUACCAGAAGAAUCAGAAACAGAUAAACCAAAUGUUCCACCUCGUCAAACCCUUAAGCGAUCGCUCUCCCGACAAGCUAUAGCUACUCCCGAACAAACAGAAACAAACAGGUAUAGUGUGAUGAGUAAUGCUUCGGUCAUAACCAGACAGGCAAGCUGUUCUUCUAUUUUGGUAAGAACAUCACCUGAUGACGCUAAACGACCGGAGUCAACGAGACCAGAAUCAACCAUGGUAACUGUAGAGGAACAUCCAGAAGGACCAUCGGACGAAAAUGUGGUACAUAAGGGGCCUACUCCGCCACCUUCAAUUGAAAACAGUGCUACAAAACAUCCCGAGAAGACAACUCCACCAACAGCUAAAGCACCUCUAAAACGAACGAUGUCUAGAAACGCAAUUGCCCCGAUUCCUACCAACAAGCCUUUGAAUAGACAAAUGUCUAAAAGUAAUAUCACACCAGCUGCACCUGCUUACAAACCAAUGAAUCGGCAAAUGUCUAGAACGAUGUCCAGAUCUGUCUUGCGUAUAGCAGAACAUGCACCAGUUCCAAAACCUGUCAUUCAAGAAGAACACGCCGAAUCAAAAAAAGAGGAAACACCAGCGACACAGAUACAGGAAACACCAGCAACAAGUACUGAAACAACACAGAAACAGGAAACACAAGCGACCAGCAUUGAUAUGACGACAGAGAAAAAGGAAACACAAGCGACCAGCAUUGAAUCGACCACACAGAAACAGGAAAUACAAGAGGCCAGCAUUGAUAUGACGACAGAGAAACAGGAAACACAAGAGACCAGCAUUGAAUCGACGACACAGAAACAGGAAACACAAGAAACUAGCACUGAAAUGACGUCAGAGAAAGGGGAAAAUGAGGCAAUUUCUAACCUUGCAGAUAAUGAAAAUAAAGAAACACCAGAUGGAGAACAAAAUACUCAAAAGGUUGAAAAUCUAGUCGAGAGCGGAACCAAAUCUGAUGGAGAAGACUAUGAAAAGACUGGUGAUGGGACAAAGACAGACGAAAAGGAUGCCAAGGAAAAAGGGGUAAAUGAUAAUAUAAUUGAGGACGUAGCUGAGAUUCUAAACGCUUGAAUCAGACGUUUUUAUUUUGUUUUAAGUUUUAUUUGUUGUAGUU